Molecule: messenger RNA, 2598 nt
Organism: Ilex paraguariensis (yerba mate)
Lineage: Eukaryota; Viridiplantae; Streptophyta; Magnoliopsida; Aquifoliales; Aquifoliaceae
Source: the annotation of a GenBank genome assembly
CUCUCUCUCUCUCUCUAUAGUUUAGGAAACAGAUAUGUGGGAUCACUUUGAGACAUCAUGACCUUCCAAAGCUUUGGACUCCAUUUAUGGUGGAGAAUUCUUGGAUUUGUUCUACUUCUAUACCCAUGUGUUGGGCUCAACACAGAUGGAAUUCUCUUGCUCUCUUUCAAGUUGAAUGUUUUAAGUGAUCCUCUAGGUGUGUUAGACAGUUGGAGCUACUAUGAUGAAACACCAUGUUCAUGGAAUGGAGUCACAUGUGGAGCUCCGGGAAUGUCCACUACAAACGCUCGUGUCACCGGCUUAUCUCUGCCGGACUGUCAGCUUCACGGCUCCAUUCCGGCCGGUUUUGGUACGAUUCAACACCUACAAAACCUCGAUCUUUCGAAUAAUUCAAUCAAUGGAUCUAUUCCUUUGUCAAUUUUCAAUGCUUCUGAGCUUCGAAUGCUUGAUUUUUCCAACAAUUUGAUCUCCGGAGAGCUGCCGGAGAUUAUAGGAGGACUUAAAAAUCUUGAGCUUCUCAACCUUUCCAACAACGCUUUGGCCGGGACAAUUCCGGAAGAUCUAACCACUCUUCAUAAUCUUACUGUCCUUUCUUUGAGAAACAAUUACUUCUUUGGUAAUCUUCCUAGUGGGUUUGAUUCAGUUGAAGUUCUAGAUCUGUCUUCCAAUCUGAUCAACGGAUCACUGCCUCCAAAUUUCAGAGGCAACAAUCUUCAUUACCUGAACCUAUCGUAUAACAGGCUCUCCGGCCAAAUUCAACCGGAAUUCGCCAACACAAUCCCUAUAAAGGCCACCAUUGAUCUUUCCUUCAACAAUUUCACCGGCGAAAUCCCAGAAUCUCCUCUUUUCCAAAAUCAAAACACCAAAUCGUUUUCUGGGAACCCUGAACUUUGUGGUAGCCCACUAAGAAAUGUAUGCCCAAUUGCUUCCACCAUUUCAACCCCUCCCUACUCCACCGCACCGACCUCACCGCCGGCAAUUGCAGCGAUUCCCAAAACCAUAGAAUCGAACCCAACAACGAAUUCAACUACCACUUCAAAUGGGUCUCAACAAGGAGGCCGAAAUGGUCUUCGAACAGCCACAAUCGUAGGAAUCAUAGUCGGCGACGCAGCAGGAAUUGUAAUUCUUGGGUGCAUAUUCUUGUACGUGUACCAGUUAAAGAAAAAGAAGAAGAGCGUUGCAGAUACAAUAAAGAAGGAAGCUAGUGAAGCUAAAGACUUCGACUGGGCAUCUUCUUCAAGUUCUGAAGAACACAAUAAUUGGCUACGUUCAUGGACGUGUCUGAGAAAGCAAAGACAUGAAAAUGAAGAUUCUUCAGAAACUACAAACUCAGAAAACGAAGAAAAUGAAGGUGUUCAAAAGGGUCAUGAAUAUCAAAUGCAGCAAGAACAGAAAACAGGAGCACUGGUGACUGUUGAUGGUGAGAAAGAGCUUGAACUUGAGACUUUGUUGAAGGCUUCGGCGUAUAUACUGGGGGCUACUGGGUCGAGUAUAAUGUACAAAGCUGUGCUUGAAGAUGGGACAACACUAGCGGUUCGGAGGAUCGGAGAGAGUGGUGUGGAGAGGUUCAGGGAUUUUCAGAACCGGGUUCGAGUGGUUGCGAAGCUGGUGCAUCCAAAUUUGGUGAGGAUUCGUGGGUUCUAUUGGGGUGCUGAUGAGAAGCUUGUGAUCUAUGAUUUCGUUCCCAAUGGCAGCCUCGCCAAAGCUCGUUACAGAAAAGCUGGGGCAUCACCCUGUCAUUUACCCUGGGAAGUGCGGCUCAGGAUAGCAAAAGGCGUAGCCAGGGGGCUAACCUACAUCCAUGACAAGAAGCAUGUUCAUGGAAAUUUAAAGCCCAGUAACAUCUUAUUGGGGCCCGAUAUGGAGCCCAAAAUAGGAGAUUUUGGCCUCGAGAGGCUCGUAACGGGUGAGAUCAGUUCCAAAGCCGGAGGAUCGGCUCGAAAUUUUGGUAGCAAGAGGUCGACAGGGUCACGUGACAGUUUCCAAGAUGCAGUGUCUGGGGGGCCCACCCCGAGCCCGAGCCCAAGCUCAUUCGGGGUGUCGCCUUAUCACGCACCCGAAUCUCUUAGGAGUCUCAAGCCCAACCCAAAGUGGGAUGUGUACUCAUUCGGUGUGGUGUUGCUCGAAUUGCUGACCGGAAAGGUCAUUGUUUCAGAUGAAUUGGCCCUCGGGAUUGCCACGUUAGAGGUCGAAGAAGAGAAAAGUCGGGUUUUGAAGAUGGCUGACGUGGCAAUUCGUGCUGACAUGGAGGGGAAAGAGGAGGCCAUGUUGGCACUCUUGAGAUUAGGAUUUAGUUGUAUAUCUCCUGUCCCACAGAAGAGACCAUCUAUGAAAGAGGUCCUUCAAGCUCUUGAGAAGUUCCCCUCUUGUUCUUCUUCCUCAUCAUACUAUUAUGGUCACUAGUGAUGAUAAAUGGACCCAUUUGUAUUUAUGAUUGACUGACAGGUUGUUGAAGAACUGAGAUACCUGUGAUUGUGUUCAAUGGUUGUAGGGGUUGUGCUGUUGUUGUCAUAGAUAUUGAUUAGAUUUUGUUGCCUGACAGCUAGCUAAUUUUAGAUUUAUUAUAUGUUUUCUUGUUUUGGUUUAAUAUGAUUGAUC